AGGAAAGCUCCUCACCUAAUAAACCAUCUUGUUAGUCUUUCAAGUGCUGCAUAGUUCCCGUCUUUUGUUUUAGAAAGUCUCAGUUCGUGUUGUCGCCUCCUUUCUGCCAGCUCUUGUUUGCCUGAUAUCCAAUGUUGUUUCCAUUGAUUUCCAUGGAUUGGCUUCUCCAUGACCAGACCAGGGUAUCCAAUCCGGGUGUCUUGCAUUGCAAAGCCAAAUGAACGUGGGGGAUAGCCCAACUAAGAGUCGGCUUUAAUGAAGAUGAAUAACUGUUAACUUAAUAGUCUGAUAUUCUUAAAUCCUCCCAGCUAAUGUUUAUUUCUAGUGCAUCUAACGUUUUUGUGAAUUUGAUGUUUCAGAUCCAGUGCUAGGCUCUAUGGCUGCAAUUUACUCUGGAAUUCAUCUGAAGUUGAAAAGUGCAAAAACCUCUUGGGAAGACAAAAUUAAAUUAGCUCAUUUUGCAUGGAUUUCUCAUCAAUGCUUUCUUCCAAAUAAAGAACAGGUAUUACUUGAUUGGGUGAGCCAUGCGUUGGCUUCGUAUUACACCAAGAAACUUGAACUGGAGGAUGAAAUUGUUGAGAAACUUUGGACGUACCUGGAUAACAUUCUUCAUAGCAGAAAACUACAGAAUCUCUUAAAGGAUGGAAAGAUAAUCAACCUCAGUUUUUCAAUUGCACAGGUCAUAAACGAAAGGAUUUCAGAGUCAUGUGCUCAAAAAUCCCACAAAAAUGUUGGCACAGUGCUGAGUUGUUGCAGGGGCAUCCUUUCCACUCCACCUCUCUCCAUCAUUUAUACAGCAAAAUAUGAGCUCAUGGUGAAUCUCCUAAGUAAGCUUUCCUGGCUGGCCUGUCAGUGGCUGACCUCAGAAGAUGCUGUGACCUUCCAGUUAUUUGAUGUCCUCCAAUUGACCUUCACUCAGUACCUCCUGAUUCAGAGGCAACAGAUCAACCCAAACCGGGUGUUUGGACAAGUGACCAGUCACUUAUUUCAACCAGCUCUGCUCCUAAGGCAUUUGCUUAUGGCCAGAGUAUGGACACCAGCAGAUGAUGGCCGUGUACGUCAGCAUCUGAGCAGGGAAAUCCGAAAUCAAAUAGAGGCCAUGCUGCAGACAGGGAUUUUCCAGCCUGAACUCUUGUCAUCUUACAGAGAGGAGCUCCUACCCGAGAGGGAACUGCAAGAGAAAAAGAAAAGAGCUCUUAAGACUAUUCUGCUGCCGGUCAGUACAGUGCUGUCUAAGCUGCACGAUGCUAGUUUUUGUGAACCAGCUCUCCAGGUGAUCAUAAUAGCAAAUUCAGUACCUCUGAUUUAUAAGCUCUUUUUGGACUCUUACUGUAAGGCAGAAAACCACUUGGUUUGUUUCCACAUGUGUACCAGGCUUUUUGGCUGUCUAAGGAUUUCUCACCUGCAGGAGGAUCUAUGGCAGGAGAUGCUCUCGCCCACAGAUUGGAGCACAGAACUGCUUGCUAUAGAACAGCUCCUGAACUUGGUUCUCAGCAAUGAUAUCUAUAACGUUGCCGCUGACCGGAUCAGGCACAAGGAUAUUCAGUUCCAGUUUUACCGCAAGCUUGCAGAAAUGUUGGUGAAUCACUCACAGGCUACUGUCCCAGCUUGGUUUAGGUGUCUCAAGGCCUUGAUUUCGUUAAAUCAUUUAAUUGUGGAGCCAGAUCUGGAUGACCUAGUGGCCUCCGCUUGGAUUGAUGCAGAAGUCUCUGAGCCACGUAUAAAGAAGCCCCAGGAGACUCUCAUAAACACCAUGUUUCAGACUUACACAAAGCUGCGACAGUUCCCUAAGCUCUUCGAAGAGGUUCUGUCUGUGAUCUGCCGUCCAGCUGCUGAUGAGUUAAGGCUGCCGGUCUUGUCUGCAGGGCUGACAGCAAAACUUAGUGAGUGUCUCCUUGAGCUGCCACCGAACCAGAUUCUGGAUAUUCUGUUCCUCCUACUGGAGAAGUGUCAGACUCUAAUCAUUCCUGAUGUUAAACAGGAUUUUGACAUGGCACUGAAGCUGUUGUCUGUAAGCUCAGUGCUGCACGCUUUCCUGUUCAACAUGAAGAGUUUGGAUAAUGUCACUCCCUUACCUGUUGUCCUUCGCACUCAGAAUCUGUUGGACAAGAUGCAGAGAGAGGUAAUCCAGCCAUUGCUGGACCUAUUGAAGGAUCACUGGGCAGAGGAAAAUAAACCAGGGCUAUGGCUAGAGAAGGUCAGUGACUCUGCACUCCUACUUGUCUACACAUGGGUGGAGGUUGACACUCUGCUUAGUAUAAACAGCAGUAAAUAUGUGUCUCGAUUGGCUGAAGCAACUGAUGGUGUUAGUGACUCUGCUGCAGAGAGCUGGGAUUUUUCAGCCCUUCUCCCUGGUAUGGACAGACAGGGUUGGAAGAAGAUAGUGGCGCUCUCAAGUAAUUUCUACUCAACUAGUAAAUAUUGCUUAGAACGGCUUAUGCUUCAGAAAAUAAAAAAGGUCCUAAUGCAAACCAGUUUUCAGACUGAGGCUGAUCUUUACACCUUGCAGCAAGCUGCAGCUUUCAUCCUUCAUUCUGGAAGAUCAAGCAUGAGCACGGGUGAGUCAGAACCUUGGAAUGGCAACAUUAGUGCAAUAAAUGCUCUCUCCUACCCAGCUGCUCACUGGUAUCUUGUAGUCUCAAAUCUUACAAUCCUGAUUCCUUAUCUUUCUCUGAAAGAUAUAGAGUAUGUUGCUGACAUGCUUCUGAAGACUUUGUCAUUGACUGAAGCACGGGAAGUUUCUGCAGAUCAAGAUUCCUCUAUCGUAGUUGAAAAGAUUUCGGAUGCUUUGCUACAUAGUACUUUUCUUCCAGAAAUUAAGGUGCUGCACUGUGCACUUAUAAGUCACAUUAUUCAGCAGUGCGCUGGUGUACUGUGUUCUGCUGCACAGGGCAUCGCAGAUCAGCCUAUUCAACAGCUAGCUGCAGAUAAUAUUCCAUGGCAUGAUGAAGUCUUCUCAUCUUGCAAAAUGAUUGGCACUUCAGAGGUACAGUCAGAAAACAAACAGUCAAAGGAUGAACUGUUGGUUUGUUGGACAGCAAUGGAAAAAAUUGCUCAACAUGUAUUGUUGUUAACAAGAGCUGGAGCCCCCAUUACUUUGGAAGAAGACCAGAUAGAAAGUUUUUUGCAUUUAUUAGAGAUUAUUUCUGCAUUGAAACUUGACAGUCUUUUGCCUUCAGACCAUACCCGUUGUUUUCUCUUGCUGCUAUCCUUGAUAGCCAAUACUAGAGCUAACGUCUCUUGCAGUAAGCUGCUGUCACUGAAGUUUCUAAUUACCUGCUUCCGCCUCCUCACUUGCCUACAGACUGGCAGAAGUGUCAAUUCUGUCUUUAAAGUUUUUCAUGCCAGUGAUGUUCUUGAGGCUGUCAUGACUGCCCUGUUAACAGUCAGCAAAAACUUUGCUGAUGUUUUGUCCACUCCUGACUGGAUAGAAUUUCUCCAGGUAACCCGAACCUUUUUGGAAUGCUUUCUUCAGAUGAUUGUCGAAAGGAGGCAGAGCCUGAAACUCAAUUUGGAAAAGUUCACUUCUUUCCUAGUGAGCUGCAAAUCAUAUGCUGAUGCGGACAGAGGCAAGACCUGGAACACUAUAGUCAAUCAGCUGCUCCUAGUGCCACUAACCACACUCUGCCAUGUUCUGACUCUAUACCUCCAGCAGCAGCCAGAGAAAAAACAGCAACUGACAGAAAUGCUGUCUGCUUUGUUAGAGCCAACAGUCCUCCAGACAGGAACAGCCAUCCAGUUUUGUCUUGGAAACCUCACCAAAGAUCAGCUUUUACCUUUGGCACUCAUCCCAUCUGUCACGACCCUACUGAAAGCAGAUCUGAUGACGUGUGUGGGUGGCUUUAUGAAAACAGAAGGCGGGCAAGGGAAUCCUAAAGAUCCAGGAAAAUAUCGGGAGUAUUCCCACACUGAACUGUAUCAAAAGUUUUACACACAGAUACUGAGAGAGCUGACCUUGGCAGGAGGUCAUCUGCAGUUCCUUCACUCUGCCUUGCAGUUUUUAACCGUUUUCUGCUCAGUGACAGAUCUGUAUCCUGGACAACAGACUGCUCUCACUGUGUUUCAUUCUGUAAAACAACUACUUGCCGGCCCUGACACCACAGUUCAGGUAAUUCAAGAUCUAGAAAUGCAGCUGACAGAAUUGAUGACCCACCUGAUGGAGAACUGCACUACUGAGGAGUUCUGUGUCAUGAUGAGGCUGGUGCUCCAAGGACUUGAAGUUAGCAAUAUUUGGAAACAAAAUCCUAAAGAAAUAUUGUCAGCUGUUAUGCUAAUCAAAUUGCUACUCAGCUGCCCAUUAAGUGGAGAAAAAAAGAAAGCUUUCUGGUUUACCAGCCCACAGAUCAUCACAGCUUUAGUUAUGCAAACUAAAGAGGCUUGUCAGGACCAGUUGCUGAUUCCCACCAUUGUUGUACCUAUAUUGGAGACCGUAGCAACCUUACUGAGGCAAGGAGAAGAGAUUCUCUCCAAUCCACAUCAUGUGACACUGGCAUUCAGCAUUCUUUUGACUAUCCCUGUGGGUCAUUUGAAGAUGGAGGAGUAUGGGAAUAUCUUCUUAGGAAUUCAUGAAGUCCUGUUCUCUAUACUGCAGUGUCACCCUAAGGUGAUGCUAAAAUCAGCGCCAUCUUUCCUGAACAGUUUCAAUAGGCUGGUUGUUUCCGUUAUGCACGAGGGGCGACAGAAAGGAGACAGAGGGAGCACAGAUGAAUUUGGUGUUGUAUUGAAAUGUGCGCACUUGAUAGAAAGGAUGUAUACUCACAUUGCUGCAAAAACAGAGGAGUUCACAGUGUUUUCUCCCUUCAUAGUGGCCCAGUAUGUGAUUGAACUGCAGAAGGUGACCUUACAUCCACCUGUAAAGAAACAUCUAACUGAGGGAAUUUACCACAUCCUAGACCUUUGCAUUGAACGUGACAUCAAGUUCUUAAAUGCAUCACUACAGGCGGGCGUAAGAGAAGUCUUUAAGGAAUUGUACAAUGAUUAUAUCCACUACCACAAAUCUAAAAAGCACGGGGAGAAAAAGUACACUGCAUGAUGCAGCCUUCAUAACAUUGUGUAAUCAGCAAGGAUUUGAUCUUGUGUAGAACUGAGAAACUGAUGGCCAGCAUGCUGCAGAAUCAUCCCCCCGGUUGUUUAUUUAAAAGUACAUAUUGAUAUAUCCCUGUAUGACAGGCCUCUACAGGUAUGCUAGGAAAGAGACACAUGCUUAUGUCUCAGCCCCACUGUAGAUGUGCAGAGCCCCAUUUAAAAUCUUUGAGGCUCUCGUGGGCUCUCUGCAGCCUGUCUAUAUGCUCCAUGUUACAAGAUCUGGGGGCUGAAAUAAUUUUCCUAUGCAAGCAAAGAAUGUAUUAAGUGAAAACCUUGAGCCUUUAUGCAACUGCCCUCCUGCAAUUUACAAUGGAGACCAUCACUAAACAAUGGGAGUGUGCCUCAUGCCAUAUUUUUUUACAUUCAUGACAAAUGUGUGCAGCUAUAAAAUAUUCUGUCAGUUUUUGUUACAAAAUUGUGUAAAUACAGAUUUUUAGAAAACCUGAAGUGGUGUUUGUAUUUGUCUAGCC
Messenger RNA from Pelodiscus sinensis (Chinese soft-shelled turtle), 5555 nucleotides. NCBI's taxonomy places the organism in Eukaryota, Metazoa, Chordata, Testudines, Trionychidae. The record is from RefSeq and is a predicted model, not a curated record.